AUGAUCAAGGAGCCCGGUCUCCCGCUCGAGGCUAGCAACCUUGCCACCGCUGAGAAGAGAUUGAAGGCCCAGUUGCGACGUUUCAGCACGGCGCCCGCAGAUCUGGAGCAGUAUGAGUCCACCAUGCGCGAGUACUUUACCGAAGGGCACGCCGAACCGGUGACUGGGCCACACCCCACCAACAAUUUGUACUACUUACCUCAUCAUGCGGUCAUCCGCAACGAAGCCGUCACUACGAAGGUCCGAAUAGUGUUCUACGCGUCGUCUCACGUCCCCGGCCAACCCUCACUCAACGACGUCUUGGCGAAGGGUCCGAACCUAAACAGCGACCUUCUGCGUUUGCUCAUCACGUUUCGGUCCUCUCCCAUCAUCCUCAACGCAGAUACCCGCAAGGCGUAUCUGCAGAUCCAAAUCCGGCCGCAGGACAGGGACGCCCUACGUUUCCUGUGGAUCCAGGAGUUGCCGUCGGCAUCCAACCCUCACCCAGCAGUCAAGCAGUGGAGGAUGACAAGAGUGUCGUUCGGAGCCUCGUCUAGCCCAUUUCUACUCGCAGCAACGUUACACCACCAUUUCGGUGCCUGCAAUCGCUAUCCACUCACGGCGGCUCGUUUGUGUACCAGCUUCUACGUAGACGAUCUGGUGGUUGGAUGCGACAACACGCAAGAGGCAGAGACCUUAUAUGCGGAAACGAGGGCCAUCUUGCAAGAGGCCGGAAUGGACAUCCGGAAGUGGGCGGCGAACUCAAUGAUGCUUCAGCGGAAGUUCCUCGAGGACGGAACGGCAUAUAACAACGUCGGUUGCACGGACACCGUGCUUCGUGUGCUGGGAGUGCCGUGGGAUCGUCACGCGGACACAAUCUUGGCGCCAGUCACCGCGGUUCAUGCGUUCGCCAAGCUUAACGAGCCCACGAAACGCACGGUGCUCAAGACGGUUUCCAGAUUCCGCAUCCGCGGAGUCAGGCCCAACGUGGCAUGGAAGGCAACCUUCUGGACGGACUCUCAGAUUGCGCUGCAGUGGGUCAAGAACACGGCUUCACGGUGCCCGCAGUUUGUAGAAGGCCGCGUGCGGAGACAUAACCCAGCCGACCUGCUCACGAGAGGAAUCUCCGCGGACGAGCUCGUUGGCAGCGAGCUGUGGUGGGUUGGACCCCCAUGGUUGUCUGGUAGUGUCGACCCGUCUCUCGAACCAACAUCGAACCGCAUCCCAUCGUCCUCUCGGACGGAAGAGACGUGCUGUCCAGUCGCGAUCCGCCAUGGUGACCCAUCCUCCGGUUAG
Molecule: messenger RNA, 1275 nt
Organism: Ornithodoros turicata
Lineage: Eukaryota; Metazoa; Arthropoda; Arachnida; Ixodida; Argasidae
Exons: 2
Coding region: 1-1275 (424 amino acids)
Source: RefSeq, a predicted model, not a curated record